Messenger RNA from Loa loa (African eye worm), 357 nucleotides. RefSeq lists its product as hypothetical. The coding region runs from base 1 to 357 and encodes 118 amino acids. Lineage: Eukaryota; Metazoa; Nematoda; Chromadorea; Rhabditida; Onchocercidae. The transcript has 2 exons. Gene Ontology annotation, molecular function: actin filament binding. Gene Ontology annotation, biological process: actin cytoskeleton organization. The record is from RefSeq and is a predicted model, not a curated record.
AUGAGUGAAGAACGACGUUACCUAUCACAAUUAUAUGUUUUGCCUGCAGUUGAUGCUGUUAAUGCUGGAAAAGGACAGCUGGAAAUCAGUAUUAAUCAGGGAAAAGUACCAAAUAAUGUGCAAAUGCAAGGUGCAGGGCGUUGUUUGGUUACGUUUAUUCCACAGUAUCCCGGCAAAUAUGUUAUCGAUGUGACAUUCAACGACGAACAAGUACAAGGAUGUCCAAUUUGUGUUGAUAUUUUACCGAAGCAGGUUGGUCAAAGUGUUUCAACAUCCGUAAUUUCUCAGCAGACAGCAACAAUCACAUCUUCUUCAUCCUCAGGUUACCAAAGUUUCAAAAUUUGGAUUUCUAAUUGA